UUUACUGGAAGUGCGUGACUGAACUGGUGAUUACGGAAAUAUCUGCUUAGCCAGAAUCAAAUAAAUAAAGGAUUAAUAUCGAGUCACCACCUGUGUCAGCCUGUAAUACUGUCCACAAUGUCCAGGCAAUCCAACCGAACAACAGACAGCAAGAAGAUGAACUCUGAGCUGUUCACUCUGACUUACGGGGCCCUGGUCACCCAGCUCUGUAAAGACUAUGAGAAUGACGAGGAAGUCAAUAAACAACUGGACAAGAUGGGUUAUAACAUCGGAGUGCGUCUGAUCGAGGACUUCCUGGCGCGCUCCAGCAUCGGCAGGUGUCAGGAUUUCCGAGAAACGGCCGAUGUCAUCGCUAAGGUUGCAUUUAAGAUGUACCUGGGAAUCACGCCCAGUGUGACCAAUUGGAGCCCGGCAGGAGAUGAAUUUUCCCUCAUCCUUGAGAACAACCCGCUGGUAGACUUUGUGGAGCUGCCGGAUAACCACAGCACACUCAUCUACUCCAACCUGCUUUGUGGGGUCCUCAGAGGAGCGCUGGAGAUGGUCCAGAUGGCUGUGGAUGUCAGAUUUGCUCAGGACACCCUGAGAGGGGACAAUGUGACAGAAAUCCGCAUGAAGUUUAUCAAGAGGAUUGAAGAAAAUCUCCCAGCAGGAGACGAGUGAUGAAAAAAAAGAGUCUCCUUUUAACUUCUUGUGUCUCAUUUAGGGACGACUGAGUCGAUCGAGGAACACCUUUACAUACAGUCGUAACGGAUGAAUGAACUCAAACAUAUGUGGUAAAAAGACUCUUCAGUUUCUGGCAUCUUCAUCUCCCGCUCUUUCUAACUGUGUUGUUGGGAGAGAAGUGCUAGGAAUUAGAAGAGACGAUUGAGAUUUCCAGAAAACACUUUACACUAUCAAAAGAUCAUAACAUGACCCUGCUACCUUGAAGAGCUUAUCUGUAAAAAAAUUUCCUUGGCACUGAUCUGUGGUCCAGUUUAAGGGAAAAGUUUUGUAGGUUUGUGCCUACAUGACAUCUGUUGCAGUUGAACAGAAGAGAAUGCCUCUGACCAUUUAUCUGUCACCAUGGAAAGUCACUUUUUCCUUCAUUUGAUGUUAAAAUAUCUGUUGCGUGGCUUUAAAGAAAGAUGUCUUUUCAUUUGGCCAUGUAUACACUGUUUUCUUUUUUUUGUAGGAAGGCUGGAAAACCUUACAUCAUAAUGUUUUUAUGUUUGUCUUGUUUGUUUUCUUUUUGUUUGUUUUUUUAAAGAAAUCACUAUAUAUUGCUGCCAAUUAUAUGGCAUGUUAAUUUAUGUCGAUGGAUGUGUCAAAUAAAAGCGACAUAUUUGA
This is a messenger RNA of Plectropomus leopardus (leopard coralgrouper), 1326 nucleotides long. RefSeq names its product trafficking protein particle complex subunit 3 (gene trappc3). The record is from RefSeq and is a predicted model, not a curated record. Gene Ontology annotation, biological process: Golgi vesicle transport. Lineage: Eukaryota; Metazoa; Chordata; Actinopteri; Perciformes; Serranidae. Gene Ontology annotation, cellular component: TRAPP complex.